GCCGACCGGAUUAUCUUCGUUUUUUUUUCACCACCAUACAAGUCUGGGGGUACUCGUCGCAUACACCCGCAACCGUAUAUAUAGUCGAUAGACCACGUUCAAUAAUCAUCAUUCAAUUGAACAUCGUCCAACCAUCUACAUUCAACAUGAUGAAAAUCGCAACCGCUUUUGCUAUUUUGGUGGUCGUAGCACUUGUCAGUGCCGACACAUCCAAAGAUGACAAGAAGACUGCCAACAAAGAAAAAAGAUUCGCUAGCUAUGGAUCCGGUUUGGGUUACGGUUCCGGUUUAGGCUACGGUUCCGGUCUGGGAUACAGCUCUGGUCUGGGCUACAGCUCCGGUCUAGGCUACAGCUCCGGUCUGGGCUACGGCUCCGGUCUUGGCUACAGCUCUGGUUUGAAAUACGGUUCCGGUCUCGGAUAUAGCUCUGGUUUGGGAUACAGCUCUGGUCUGGGAUACAGUUCUGGUCUGGGCUACAGCUCAGGAUUGAAAUACGGUUCCGGUUUGGGACUAUCAUCCGGCUUGGGAUACUCCAGCGAUGCUAUCGUCACCUCUGCCGCCCCAGCUCCAACUACUGGUCCACUCAUACCGAUCUCCAAGGAAGUGCACAUCGUCAACCGUCACGCCCAACCAGUAUCCGCCCCGUACCCAGUGCCAGUUCAACACGACGUGCCCGUCGCCGUACCACACCCAGUGCCAUACGCAGUCGAUGCCCCUUACCCAGUCAAAGUACCUGCUCCAUACCCAGUUCCAGUCGAAAGACCAGUCCCAUACGCAGUCGACAGGCCAGUUCCUCAUCCAGUAGCUUCACCAUACCCAGUUCCAGUAGUCCAUGAUGUUCCCGUGCCUGUAUCCAAACCAUACGCUGUUCCAGUAGUCAAACAAGUUCCAGUUCCGGUAGCCAGCCCAGUCGUCGUACACCAAUCAACUCCACUGAUCGCAUCCAGCUACAGCUCUGGACUUGAAACUUCUGCCAUCGGUGCCAGUUACGGCUCUGGAUACGGUUACGGUUCUGGUUACGGUUACGGUUCUGGUUACGGUUCCAGUUACGGACUAUCAUCUUACGGAUCUGGAAGCCUCUACAGUGGAUCUUUGGGAUACAGCAGCGGUCUGUCUUCCUACGGCCAUGAACACAGUUUUGACUACAAAAAAUAGAACUCUCGCUAAAGCUCCAGCCUAGCUAAACAACAAUGAAUCUACUAGAUUUUUAUUUAUACCGUGUAUAUUUAUAUAGACAAUUUUUCUUUGUUUACUUAAAAUGUUGUUAAUAACCAAACGUUUUAACUAAAAUAAAUACUUUUAUUUUUUCCAUA
Molecule: messenger RNA, 1312 nt
Organism: Aphis gossypii (cotton aphid)
Lineage: Eukaryota; Metazoa; Arthropoda; Insecta; Hemiptera; Aphididae
Product: zinc finger protein 512B-like
Exons: 2
Coding region: 147-1154 (335 amino acids)
Source: RefSeq, a predicted model, not a curated record